AUGGAUUCAAUUAUGAGACCAUUUCAAUUUUAUCCGACUUAUGUUUUUGAUGAAGCAAAGCAUAAAAUAGAUGUGGUCGCUAAGGAAUAUCUUCAAAAAGCGAGUGAUGACACACAUCAUCUUGUUCCUAUUGACGUUCCUGGCGAUGAACAUUGUUUAUACCAUUCUAUUGUUCUUUUGAUGAACAAUCCAUUAGUGACGACCACUGAAUUGCGAGUUCGAACGGUUAUUGAACUUAUAAUCAAUGAAAACUAUUACGAUACCAUGUAUUUACAACAUGCAGGAACUACCGAUAUUAUUAUUCAAGCAGCUUGCAGAAAGGGAAUGUGUUCUGAAUUACAUGAAAUUGCUGCAUUAUGCAAUGUACUACAAUGUAACAUACGAAGUGUUUAUCCAAAAAUUGAUUUUCAAUAUUAUAAGGCAAUUUGGGAUAGCGUCUUUACACCUAUUCCACCUGUUAUUGGCAAUUGUAACAUUGCAAUCUUAUGGUCAAACACUUUGCACGAAAAAGAUGCUCGAGAAACGUAUAAUGGUACAUGGAGACCAAAUCAUUUUGUUCCACUUCUGUCGCCACCUAUUCUUAAUGAAUUUAGUAGUCAAUCAGUGUCACUUGUUGUAACUCCUGAAAAGAAGACGUUCAAGAACAAUGCAGUUACUCAAAUAAGAGUACCUGAAUUUCAGUCUUCUCUGAGUAGACGAUUACGAAGUGAAGACAACAGCGGAAAUGAUUUCGUUCAAACAAAUGUUUCAAGUACAAUGGAAAAGGAAAAGGACGAUAAGGAAGAAAGACGUCAAAUUCAACUUCAGAAGAAAAGAGAACGAAGCCGAUCCAGUCGAAUGAACGAAACAGAAGAACAUCGACAAAUUCGUCUACAGAAAGAGAAGGAACGAAGUCGCGCGAGCCGAAUGACUGAAACAGAAGAACAACGACAAGUUCGGCUUGAGAAGAUGGAUGAAAGAAAUCAAUCGAGUCGAGCAAAUGAAUCCGAAGAGCAGCGUCAAAUUCGACUUGAGAAGAUGAAAGAAAGAAAUCAAUCGAGUCGAGCAAAUGAAUCCGAAGGACAACGUCAAACUCGACUCGAGAAAAAACGAGAGCAAACUCAACGUACACGAACAAAUGAAUCACGAGAACAACAUCAGAUCCUACUCGAACAGCAAAAGAAACGAAGUCAAGCGAAUAGAACUAAAAAGAAACAUGAAAAUGUUGGUAGUGGAAAAAACUAUGUUCGCUCACCUUGGCCUGAACCAAUUGCUCGUGAUUUAAAAGAAACUCGUUUGCAGCAAUUUUUAGAACAGAUGUCUAUGUCAAAAUUGGCUGAAGCGACUUGUGCAGUUUGCAAUAUCCGCACUCCAGCAAAAGAUGCGAAAAAAAUACCCAUCUCUAAAAUUCCUAAUAUUGAUUUGCUUAAAGCUUCUGAAGAACUCAAAACUUUAAUUAAAAAUUCAACUGAAAAUACUGCUACUCUCAUCGAUGAUAACAAUACACGUACGACAUCACACAUUAAAAGUAUGUAGAAUUAAAUUGAUUCAGAAAAUUUACAGAAUUGUUUUUUUUAGAUCAGUCAAAUUUUGGUUU
Rotaria sordida is the source of this 1576-nucleotide messenger RNA. The record is from the annotation of a GenBank genome assembly. Lineage: Eukaryota; Metazoa; Rotifera; Eurotatoria; Philodinida; Philodinidae.